ACGGCUGCCGGGCGCAGCAAAGCACUCUCUGACCAAUCUGGGCCGUCGCCUCCAAGCCCAUUUUGCCGGCGACUAUGCGCGUGGAGAUCCCGUCCUUCUCCACCGCCGCCGCCGCCGCCGCCGCCGCCGUCCACCAUCACCGGCUACCCACUCGCCGCCUCGCUUAUGUUACGGCCUCUCCCCCUGCUACUCCUCCACUCCGCGCUCUCAUCCAGGCUGACCCCAUCUAGGCUCCUCUCCUCCCCCGCCGCCGCCGCCGCCGCGGUCGCCACCUGCUCCGUUGCGCGGGGCGGCGGGGCGCAUGGCACCGUCUCGGCCGUGCUGGAGAUCGUGGGGCCCAUCGAGCUCCUCUUCCCGUCCUCCGAGGCGCGCCUCUACGUGCGCCUCCUCCGUCGCUGCGCGCUCGACGCGCUCGCCGCCGGUGCCGGCGCCGUCCACGGGCACGUCCUCAAGCGCGGCUUCGCCCCCGACACGCUCGUGUCCAAUGUCCUGAUGGACACCUACGCCAAGGGCGGCUCCCUGGCGGCGUGCCGCCACCUGUUCGACGAAAUGCCUCAUAGGGACGUCGCGUCCUGGUGCACCGUCAUUUCCGCGCACGCCAGCCGGGGACUCUGGGUCGAGGCCCUUGGGGUGUUCAAGGGGCUGUUGUCCUCUGAGGUGAAGCCAAACCGGUUUGUCGUCUCGGCGGUACUGAACGCGUGUGCCAGGUCUGGUGUCAUGGAGCUGGGGCUCAUGGUACAUGGAUUGGUGAUCAAGUCUGGCUUGGGUGUUGAUAGGUUUGUGGAGGUUGGAUUCGUUGAUAUGUAUGCGAAAUGUGGCAAUGUGGGUUGCUCUUUUAGGUUCUUCAGUGAAAUUCCGGUGAAGAGCUCAGUCGCUUGGAAUGCCAUGAUUUCAGGUUUUGUUGAGAAUGGCUGUGUUGUGGAGGCUGCUGAGCUUUGCCGGGACAUGCAUAGAGUUGGCAUUGCAAUGGAUGUGGUCACAUUGAGGUUAGCUGCUGGCGUCGCUGCUUUUCUUGGAAUGUUUGAGCUUUGCAGGAAUGUUCACGUUUAUGCACUUCAAGUGGGGUUGGGAAGAGAUUGUUAUGUUCUGUCUGAGCUGGUUAAGUCAGCCGGGAGGGUAGGUGAUACUCAGUACAUUGGACAGCUUGUUGCUGCAUCUAGAAGGCGUGAUGCAUCUUUGUAUUCUUUAGCUAUAUCAGGCUAUCACUCAAAUGGUUGCCAGGAUAAAGCAGUCAAGCUAGCUGAACAUCUUCUUUCUUCGGGCCUCAGUUUAAGGGAAGGGGAUCUGGUCACCGUUCUAGAUGUCUGUCAUAUCAAAGAGGAAGUUCAGCAAGUACAUGCUUAUACAUUGAAAUCUGGAAGCUUCUCUUAUACUAAUGUAUGUAAUGCUCUUAUAUCGGUAUACUCUGAAAUUGGAUCGCUGAUGCAUGCCGAAGCCAUCUUCAAAGUUUCAGAGUCACGAGAUGUUGUAUCAUGGGCUGCAAUCAUGGCAGGCUGUGUCAAGAACCUCCAGUUUGGAAAAGCAUUUGGUUAUUUUAGAGGGUUAAGAAAUUCUGGAGCACUAUUAGAUAAGCACUGUGUUGCUACUAUCAUAAAUUCAUGCACCGGACUUGAAGACAUGGAUAAGGGCGAGCAGAUUCACGCUCUGGCUCUUAAAGUUGGGAUAUUGGUUGCUGACUUCGUUAGUGCUUCCCUAGUGAACAUGUAUGCAAAAUGCCAUCACAUUGAGUGUGCUACUGAGCUAUUUUCCCGCACACCUUUUCCGAGAAAUAUAGUUUUAACCAAUGCGAUGCUCUCGGGGUAUUGCUGGAAUUUCCUGCCAGAGAAAGCUCUUCUGCUCUUCUGCAGUGAAUAUCGUUCUGGUUUGCGUCCUGAUCAUUUCACUUGCUCAACUGUUCUCAGUGCAUGUGCUGAUAUAGGAGCAAAGGAGGCUGGUGAACAGGUUCAUGGCUAUCUUGUAAAGAUUGGUUCUGAAUACAUGGAUGCCAUUGUUGGAAAUGCUAUCAUAGACCUCUAUGUCAAAUGUGGAUGCAUUGCCCGUGCUUGUAGUUUUUUCCAUAGCAUGAGAAGUUGGAGCAUAAAUUCAUAUGCGAUGCUAAUGUUGGGUUAUAUUCAGAACAGAUGUAGUGAUGAAGCUCUUCAUCUUUUCUCCAAAAUGCAGCACAGUGGAUUGCGUGCAAACCGUGUUACCUUUGCAAGAAUUUUGCGUGGAUGUGCUGACCUAUGUGCUAUUGAUUUAGGGAGACAAGUGCAUGCUUCUAUUAUAAAGAUGGGUUUGAUCUCUGAUGUAUAUGUCACAAAUGCACUUGUAGGAAUGUAUAAAAGAUCUGACAGUUUGACGGAAUCAAGAAGAGACUCUCAAGAAAGUUUGGCAGUAAAUGGUCCAGAACAGAACACUGAAGAUAACUGCUAUUCAGAACAAAGGGAUGGAAGUAGCGACCUUGAAGAAAUUGGACUGUUUACGUUGGAAGAAGAGAAAAAUCAUGAAACUUAUGCUCAUGUGCGGAAUAUUUCUAUUGGUGCUGCUUCUCAGUACUAUGGAACCCCACUUCCCAUCCAUGGGGUUGGACAGGAACUUAGGAUGAACACUAUCAUGCGGAGUGGAAGAAAUGAGAAGGGCAGUGAAAGCAAUAUUUUUCUAGAUACAGGAUAUCAGGGAAACAGGGGUGGAUCUCACAAUGUGUUUAACUUGUUACAUGUAGACAGUGCUGGAUCUGACCAAUUCGUCCUAGUUGUCUUCAUUGACAAUAGCCUUAAGAUAAAGGAUACAAGAUUUGUUAAUACCGAGUUAAUAAGAUCUGGUGUUGCACCAGCACUCGGCAUUCCUCCUUGACAAGCUAUUGUGCAGUACAAAAACUACUUACUGGCCCUGUUAUUUCUCAUGCAACAAAGCUGAAUCAUCAUGUUGGCAUAUCAGAAAAGCAUGCAAAGGAAGCAAACUCUGAGUUGGGUUAUGAGUUAAUGCAUCAUUCACUCCUCAAAUCCACAUCACGUCCAUGAACUUUCACAUGAUGCACACCAUGUGACCAUGAAAACCCAACAUCUCUUUGCAUUUUCAUGGGAGAUGUUUACACCAAGUUAAAGCAAACCAAACACUGCUUUGAAGUUCUCCAACCAUUGGAUGGUUUAGUUGCAUGGAAGAAUAGAUCAAGAAUGUCAAACAGGGGACAACUCCUCCCUUCAAGCAUUUCCAUGACAGGAGGUAGCAGGCUCGGAAAAGUCAGCUUGAGCUUUGAUCACUGCUGAACUAGAACCAGACUUGAAUGAGAAGAAUCGUACAGCAGACGUGGCGAAAUCCAGGAUAUUGCACAUUUUUUUGUUGUGACUACUCCUAAACAUCAUUUUCCAAUUCAGCAACUUCAAUCUGACAUUAAGAUUAAGUUCAUUUUCUUGCUGAUGUAUGAGCAUUGCAUAGUGAUUUAUAUCUUGCUAUGUAAUGUAGUGGCCUUGGGGCAUUUUUUUAUAAUUGGGUCUGCAAGACGAUAGAUAACCACAGGCAAGGCAAGCAGUGCCAUCCAGCAUGAUACCACUCUGGUUCUCAUGAAACCACCGGUUCUCCCCUUGUAAUUUUUUGGGAGGCUUUUUAGAUCAGAUGGAGAUGGCACACAUUAACAGUUCACCCAAUUUCUGUGAGAUAAAAAGGUAUAGAUAUGUAUAUGAAUAUGAUAGCUGAUCAACACUCUAGGGUUCCUUGCGGAAAAGGAAAAAAAAAUAGCCAUGAUAGAGCCAAGGGUGAAAAGGUUGUCAAGAAGAGUCACUACUCUAAAAGGUGCCUGUAGCUCUCACCCUACGAACAACAGUGGUAACCUACAAAUGGCAAGUUCAAAUCAAA
Hordeum vulgare subsp. vulgare (domesticated barley) is the source of this 3831-nucleotide messenger RNA. Its product is annotated as putative pentatricopeptide repeat-containing protein At3g25970. Gene Ontology annotation, molecular function: protein binding; RNA binding. The transcript is spliced from 5 exons. The record is from RefSeq and is a predicted model, not a curated record. Bases 166 to 2832 code for a protein of 888 amino acids. NCBI's taxonomy places the organism in Eukaryota, Viridiplantae, Streptophyta, Magnoliopsida, Poales, Poaceae. Gene Ontology annotation, biological process: RNA modification.